UUUUUCUUUUCUUUACUCCUCUUUUUUUUUUCUUUUUACUCAUUAUCUUAAAACACUUGUUUUUAUUCUUUCCCCUUCUUUUAUACCUAUUCUUUCUCCCUAAAAGUCUUUUUUUUCCAUUGUAAGACUUUAUAUACUCCCUUGUCUUUGUGUAUACCCUUCAAACUCAUCCAUACAUUCAUUCCCUCAUUCUCUCUAUCUCUCUCUCUUUUCCUCUGGUUUUUCUUUUUUCUUUCUAUUCUUCUUCUUCUUCUUCUCUCUCUCUUUCUUUUUUUUCUUUUUCUUCACCCCUUACUUGAUAGUUGUGAUACCCUUUUUUUUUCCCUUUUCUUUAUCAAUAUACUUUUCUUCUUUCCUUCCUCUUUCCUUCCUUCCUUAUACCUAUAUUUUUAUUAUUAUUAUUAUUAUUAUCCUGUAUAUAUUCCAAACUUCAAGUUACAAUGAACAAAUUAUUACUAGGGUCUUCUGUUGAUUAUUAUCCCAACAUGUAUUCAGAUCCUUGUUUUUACACUACACAACAAUCAUUCCCUUUACCCAAUAGUCCAGAAUCAUUUUCAUCCAACAGAACACCUAUCCCAUUAUCUCCAUCAACAGCAAUGUGUUCUAUGGAUACACCACCUGUUCUUCUCGCAUCUUCCUCUACAACUACAACAACGUCAAGUACUACUGCUGACUCUUCUUCCGCUCAACUACUAAAUGAUAUCAUCAAAUCUAGUGAACCAACCACAUUUUACUCAGAAUUUCAAACUACUACAAACCCACAACAGCAAAAUCAACAAUUUCAUCAGCAUCAUCAGCAUCCAAUCAAUCAUCAAGAGCAUCAACAACAGCAUCAUAAACAGCAUCAUCAACAAAAUGAUCAUCAGCAAAAUCAACAACAACCGCAGCAACAUCAAAGAAAAAAACAGAGACGUCAAGCAUCCAUUUCAUCUUCAACAUCAAAAACACUUGAUACUUCUACAGCAUUGACUUCUCCUUGGUCUCUGACUUCAGCAUCUCCCUCUUUAACAGCAUCACCAGCAACUUCUCUCACCAAUUCAUCAAUGCUACCCUAUGAAGAACUACCAGCAUCUACUUCCGCCGUUGGUUUUACCACAACUCCACAUUUAUCUCAAGAAAAAGAUCAUGAGCUGGAUUCAUCAUCUUCACCAUCCUCUCCUCCAGGUACCUCUUCUACUACCAAUAACGACAACAAUGAAAAAUCCAAUAACAAUACAUCCGAACUUCGGCGUCAAAUCCAUAUACAAAGCGAACAAAAACGAAGGGCACAAAUUAAAUGUGGUUUUGAAGAAUUGCGCAAUGAAUUACCUACAUGUUUGAAUAAGAAAAUGAGUAAAGUGGCCUUAUUACAUCGAACUGUGCAACAUAUUCAACAUUUAAAAUCAACUCAAAUGACCAUUUUGGCUGAAUUGGAACGACUGGUACAAGAAAACGAACAACUCAAACGAUUUCAACAAUCAGUUUUACAAAAACAAGUCAUGGAAAAUAUGUACCCAAUACAAUAGUCUCUUCCUC
This is a messenger RNA of Halteromyces radiatus, 1515 nucleotides long. RefSeq lists its product as uncharacterized. The coding region runs from base 441 to 1505 and encodes 354 amino acids. NCBI's taxonomy places the organism in Eukaryota, Fungi, Mucoromycota, Mucoromycetes, Mucorales, Cunninghamellaceae. Gene Ontology annotation, biological process: positive regulation of transcription by RNA polymerase II. The record is from RefSeq and is a predicted model, not a curated record. The transcript has 3 exons. Gene Ontology annotation, molecular function: protein dimerization activity; DNA-binding transcription factor activity. Gene Ontology annotation, cellular component: RNA polymerase II transcription regulator complex.